This is a messenger RNA of Gongylonema pulchrum, 210 nucleotides long. NCBI's taxonomy places the organism in Eukaryota, Metazoa, Nematoda, Chromadorea, Rhabditida, Gongylonematidae. The record is from the annotation of a GenBank genome assembly.
AUGAGCGUCUACGACUGCCAGCCCUGUUUUGGCUGUGAUCAGCACAUUCAGUGCUUUCGCAUACCGCAGCCGAUGUCGUCCAAUUUGGUUCCGGAAGUGGCCGGUGGCUAUCAGUGCAGUUGGCUGUAUCGUCCUUUUUCGACUCGAUUGGGCUUGCAAGCUAUAAAACCAUUUGAAGCAGUCGUCUUUUUUAUCAACGCCAAACAGUAA